AUGGGAGAUCGUAAUAAGCGACCAGUUAUCCUGCUGAAGGUUCCAUCCUCCGAUGAUUUCUAUGCUUCGGCCUUCCGUAAAUCGAAUUUGGAUCCCAUAUUCAUAGCUCCAUCGCAUUUUGUGUUCAAGAAUCUGAAGCAACUGCAGGCCAAGCUGAUGGAACCCCACAAAUAUGCGGGUAUUAUAUUUGCUGCACCUCGCUGCGUUCAAGCGGUUAGCGAGGCUCUGGACAAGACACCGCUGCCCAGUUGCUGGCGACCCUUGCACAACUAUUCGUUGGGCAAGAACACCCACAGCUCGGCUUGGUUUGCAUUCCAGAAUCUUCCCACGAUGGGCGAUCAUGCGGUGAAUGCCAAUAAUCUGUGUGAUUUGAUCGUGGAGACCUUUGGACCCAAGCGCGAUUUGCCUUUGCUAAUGCCCUGCGGAAAUGGCGUUGGUCAGACGCUGCGUCUCCGUCUGGUGGCCCAGGGAUUCCGGGUGGAUGCCUGCGAGGUGUACGAAAGUCGUUCGCAUCCGGAGUUUGUCAAUCAGAUGCGACAUGCCCUGAAGUUCAAGCGCAUGGAGACGAUUGUCUUCUUUGGACCCUCCAGUGUUCGUAGUUCUUUGGAGUUCUUCGAGAACUACAACGUGUCGCUCAAGGAUCGCAAGUUAAUAGCCGUGGGCAGCGGCACCAGGAAGGCCAUGGAGGAGUCCGGCCUGCAGGCAGACGCCGUCGUGGAUGCCGCCGACGUGGACCACCUGAUAAAGAUCAUCAAAACUUAGUU
Messenger RNA from Drosophila takahashii, 764 nucleotides. RefSeq names its product Uroporphyrinogen III synthase 2 (gene Uros2). Gene Ontology annotation, cellular component: cytosol. Gene Ontology annotation, molecular function: uroporphyrinogen-III synthase activity. Gene Ontology annotation, biological process: uroporphyrinogen III biosynthetic process. The record is from RefSeq and is a predicted model, not a curated record. NCBI's taxonomy places the organism in Eukaryota, Metazoa, Arthropoda, Insecta, Diptera, Drosophilidae.